This is a messenger RNA of Pseudophryne corroboree (corroboree frog), 5281 nucleotides long. RefSeq names its product chromosome 8 C6orf47 homolog (gene C8H6orf47). Lineage: Eukaryota; Metazoa; Chordata; Amphibia; Anura; Myobatrachidae. The record is from RefSeq and is a predicted model, not a curated record. The transcript has 2 exons. The coding region runs from base 608 to 1291 and encodes 227 amino acids.
CAACCAGGAAAUGGUCAGCGGUGGGUGGAGAGCACACAAAAACCCUAUUGUCUGGAGGCUGUCCCACAAGGCUUUCCGUAGCAGCUGCACCCUUUUUGGAAUUCCGGGGCUAUGAGGCAGAGCAACGAGGAAGAGGAGGGAGGCAGAGACCGCACCUAUCCUGUUUGAAAAGCACCUUUCUCAGCUCCCUCCCCCUGGCAGAACAAGGUAUUGGGGAGAGAGAGCGAGGGAACAUGUCAGCCAAGACAUCAGGACUCCGCAGAGCUGGGAAUGGCAGGAUGAGGCGAUGACAGCCGAGGGACGCCACGUAAGUGAAAUGAAAGUGUGUGGGAACUGAAGGCUACUAGAGGAACGGACGUAUCUGCCUCGUCUCCGAGACGGAGGAUCGGAAGGAGAGCGAACAAAAGAGGGAAAACCCGUUUUCACAAAAGUAGAUGGAACGGAAGAGAGAAGGAUAACGUGGAGACGGACGAUACGGAGAAAAGUGAAAGAAGGCGCAGGAAAGGAUGAUUUAAAAGUGGACGCCGGGAGGAGAGGUCACGAGACCCCAGACGCCUGGAAGGAAGUAUUGCAUCUAUCCCCGCAGCGUGGGGUAACACAAGGAAAGAUGUUCCUCCAUCGUUCUAUGAAGUGGCCAUCUCCACCAGCCUUCUUUUCCAAGCUCUUUGGUUCCUCGCCAAGUACGCCAUCACAUUCAGAAUGCUCUCCCCAAAAACCUAAACGCUGGAAUUUACCUGUGAUCCCAUUUCCAAGUAUACACACUCUGCGCUUGUUACUUCCCUCCCGAAAAAGAGAUGACAACCCCAAAUCUUCUUAUGCUAGCAUUGACAUUGAACACUUUCAAAUCUGCAUCAACUUGGUCCAUCACAUCAUAGACCUCUGUGCUUCCGGAUGUCUGUGGCUCUUUUCUCCUGUGUUUCGGAUAACGUUGGAUGUCUUUGGCCUUCAAGGGGCCCUAAAGCUGUGGAUUCAUGGACUUGCUAUUUUCUUGGCCACAACGUACGGCAUGUAUCUCCUUCUGUGGCUUGCCCAGGAAUAUAUUGUCCAGUUGGCCUCCUUUUAUGGUAUUUUACAGACGUUGGUGCUGAUUGUUAGCCUGAGGGCUGAGCGAGAAGAGGAGAAGGGGGAAGAAGAAGCCAUUGUAAAUGAGGAGGCGGAGAAAGAGGAGGAUGAGGUUGAAGGUGAGAUGGAACAUGGUGAGGAUAGGUGGGCUGGUGGAAGUGAGGAUGAAGGGGACUCCCAUGAUGAGUGGGAAAGUGAGGGAGAAGAAGAAGAAGUAGGGAAUGCCUGAAUAGACUUGAAGAGAGCUCAGCUCACCCCCCAUUUGAAUACGGCAACAUGAAAGCCUAUAUGUUGUUUUGAGAGAUACCAGUUUGGCAUCCAGUUUUUGGAACACAGUCCAAGGAAAAGAAAACAUGAGAGAUGGAACCAAUGAAAUCAUGUUCGUAUAACAGUGACACACCACAAUAUGAAGGGACUGUGGACUACGAGAAUACAUUUUAAUAAUAGGGCUUACUUAUGUACAACAAUAUGUAUGUGAGGUAUAUAGGGGAUCCAUCCUAACUAGAGGGGCUCUAUGUUUAGGAGAUAUCACACUGGUAGGCAAUAAUUUAUAUUAUUAUUGAUAUGUUAUAUACAGUAUGUACUUUUAUAUUUUUACCUUAUGGAGUGAGAUUGAAUCAGUUGAGCCAAAAUGAGCGAUUUUUGUAGCACUCCUGUACGGACCAUAAUGCACUUCAAAUCAAAGAGAAAGAAACGAACUAUGCCAUGAGGGAUGGGACCAUUUAGCACCAGCAAACUUGAUGCUAAGGUUUUGGAAGUAUUUAUAGAUAGCGAAGAUACGUGCCGCUGCAAAUGUAGGCAGGAGCAUGGAUCAGCGAUGGUGCAGGGAAUCCAGAACCACUUCAGGGAUCAAAGUUUUUAUUCUGAGCCAGAACUAUGUCACAACCAGGGUUGUAUGUAUUGUUCACAGUGCCCCAAGUGUUGCUGGCAAAUACGCCCUAAAUUGGCAAAUGCGCACCGCACAAGCUUGUACCCCACUAUCUAGCGCCAGCUCCUCAGUUUGUUUGUUUUUACAUGGAAAAAUGGGCAACUGGGAAAGACCAAGAGGCAUAAAAUACUGAAGGAAAAGGAAUAGGAUCAGGUCAAUAUAAACGCACUGCUGAAUUGCCCUGUGUCACGUGCCAAGUUUGUGUCUUUGUUAUAUGUGGCCCUGGUCAGGACUGAUCAUAUCCUGAUUCUCCGGGUCAAAUCCGAGCAGAGAAAACAGAAUAGGGAUGCCUGUCAACCAAUGGGGAAAUCGUUAGCGGCCCAUUGUGUUAGGUCUGCGUAUGCGCAGCAUCUAGCCAUCGAUAUCUUCCCGUCGAUGGUAUAAAAUCAUCGACCAAUGAUGGCCAUCACUAGUACAGAACGGGAUCUGUAAGAACAUUUCUAGAGAACUGAAAAAUGGAGAUGUGCAGUAAUAGUUAAAACGGUACUUUCACACUGACAAGUCACAUAUUUAUUAAGUUCAAGCUUCUGAACGUUUUGAUGCGGAGUUGGAAGUUAAUUGGGCAUUCAGAGAACAAAUACGUAUAUUCACCAAAACGCAGAGCUGUACGCAUCUCGAGAUGUGUUCAGUGCGGGCCUGCAGCUACCCUAUACUAGGAGCAAACGGUACGCCACCAAAGAGGCAUAUUUCUCUUACACCCAGCUCUGCGUAGUCCGCAUUUGUGUGAAUGUCCCCUUUACUGAACAUGACAACAUAAGAAAGCCCCAUUAUAACUCUGAGCAGUGCAAAUUUGUGCAAGAUAACGCUCUGCAAGCUGGGGUACGGCCAACUCUGUGUCAGCCCAAUAAUGUUUUUGCUCUGCUCUCCUGGCUGGCCAGACAUGGGACAGAUUGAAAGCACGCUGUGUGCGUGUGCCAAUUCCUUCCUCUGCCCCUCUCCCAUCAGCUCCCUGCUCCAAGAUAGCACUGCUCACUGGUUCCCAGUACUGGAGCAGGGACCCUGGUGGCGGCUGUAAUUAAAUCACUAUCUGGAUUAACCCUCCGUUAGGCACACCUCAGGCGCCUGUUAGAAAAUCAUCAUUAGCACCUAAUUAACUCAAUUCUCACGCUCUUUAAGUGAUCAGUGAUCUUCAUUAGUACGUACAAAGAGAGAAAUCGUAGGUUUUACGUGCCAUUUCAGCAGAAAAUCUGAGGCAAAAAAAAGAAAACAUGAGUAUAGGUUUGGGCGCAGUGUGCCUGAGAGGUCACCCUAGACAAACCUACAUAUUUCCGCAAAAUAUCCAAAACCUUUGUAAUUUUCAUUCAUAAAAUGAGCAAAAUAAACAAUAGAUGAAAAUAAAAGGAAUAACUAACCUUCAAAAGUCGUCGGAGUUUGGGUGCAGUGUGCCUGAGAGGCCAGGAGGGUCACUACUGCACUCCACGCAGGCGGCGGGAAAACUGACUAGGGGGGUUUCGAACAGCACCUAGAGAUAGGAAGAAACUUGGAGAGGGGAGCGAGAACAGCUUUGUGGCGCCUGUCAUGCCAGCUGUGCCUGACUGAGGGUUAAUUAGCAUGCUAGACAUGCUAUUUUUCUCAUGUAUGGAGUCUCUCUGAGGAUAUAUGGUUUUUUUUACCUAUCUGAAUAGCCUGUAUUUAUUGAAUGAGGCCUUGCCACAUAGGUAGCAGCACCUGGUCACAUACAAGCCAUUCAUUCGAAGCACCUAGCAGAUGCAUUGGUUCCAAGGUGGCCCCUCACGUGGGUCACCAGAUUGGACUCGCAGGGCAAUAUGGGGCUUGGGUUGAGGCGCUGGAGCACACACUCCUGUUGCUUUGUUCACCAAGAUAACCACUUGCAGGAUAGCAGCGGCCAUUUUCUGACAGGAUUUUCCCACGUCAUGGAUGGUGGUAUCUCACAGUGAAUUCAUACAGGCCUCAAAUGGACAUUUUCACCCUCCUACUUUUGUAUGACACUGGGAAAGUGACUGUACACCAACCCACCGCUAAAUCCUUGCACCCGUAUUCUGAUAUAAUAUAAGCUAAAAGCCUAGGUACAUAAUUUACGUUUGAGUGACUGUUUCCAGACUACCUCUCUUCCUUUGGUGACACUAAGGGGCUGAUUCACACAUCGCUAUUGGACGCUAUUCACACAUCGGGGAUGUGCGUAACCAUUGAAUUAACGUACACCAGUCAGGCCCCACAUCCACUCGCGUAGCCAAGAAAGCAAUAGCAACAGUUUCCUUCCAUUUUCCGACAUGUAAUGGUAAAUGUAAGAUGUCUGUAAUGUUUUAUGUUUGCUUUCAUUUUAAAUGUAAAUUGUGUGUUUUGCCAUUUUAUGCUAUGUUAUUUAACUAGACAUUAAAAGAUAAGAAAGUGACAUUUCUAAUGAUGGGAAUAUUGGUUUGGAAAGACUAGCACUGUUGUAGAGAGUAUAGAAUGUAAUGCUGGUACUGGGCAGAUGGGUGGAGUCAAACAUUGGAGAGAGAUAAAGUACUUUAACCAAUCCGCUAAUAGUCAUUUGGUAUCCGGUCAUUAGGUCGACCACUAUUGGUCGACAUGUUCUAGGUCGACAUGAGUUUUUAACAAUAUUUUUAAUUUUUUUUAACUUUUUCAUAAUUUACGAUCCACGUGGACUACAAUUGGGAACGGUAACCUUGCCUGAAGCAUGGCGAGCUAAACGAGCCAUGUGCGGGGACACGGUGUACUAAUUGGGGUUCCCGGUCACACUACGAAGAAAACGACACCAAAAAAACAAAACAAAAAAAACUCAUGUUGACCGUGCUCAUGUCAACCUAAUUGCUUCUGUCAACCUAUUUUAGGUGUCGACUUAGUUACUGUCGACCCAGACACUAUCGACCUACGUGUGGUCGACCCUAUGAACCACACCCGAGUCAUUUUACAGGCUAGAAAAAUGACAGAAGGCGAUUGGCUGGUACUUUAUCUCUCUCCAAGCUUUGAUACAUCUCCCCCCGAGUAUGGAAUUGGUAACCGGGUGGUCGGAUGGUAGCUUACAAACAGCAGUAGAGCUACUGUACAUGUGCUUUGUGCAUAACAAGAUGGCUGCCCACAGAUAACAUAACAAGAUGGCUGCCCACAUUCCGCUUUUGGGAACUCUGUGUAAAAUGUUUUGCUUGACUUUGUGCUAGAGUUCAGGCCCAGAUGGAAAUGGAAAAACUUUGCCUCAGAGCUCGGCCAGCUUUGAAUUCAUUAUCAUUUUCAUUUUUCCUUAUUUUUUAUCUCCUAAAAUUCAUCUCGUACAAGCUACUGUGUGUGUGUGUGUGUAUGUUUAUUUAUUAAAUCAGGAGAGUGAGGUGA